UUUCGUUUGUUUUUUCCUGGAAGUGCAUAAUUUCCACUUGAUUUAGUUAUCAGUACUAAUUAUGUGACUUUAAUUCUUUGUCCUGAAUCAUGGGAGCCCCUAACAUCGUUAUGACUCAUUUAAAACAAACUUGACAAAAGUCCUUUCUGUUCUUUUAAAUUUGUUAGCUUUUUUUGUUAAUACAAUUUUCUUCCAAAAUCAAAUAUUUAAUAUAAUAACUUUUAGUUCAAGUAACCCUCAUUUUUCCCAGAAGUUUCACAAAAAUUUCUAUUCCCAUCGCCUCUUCUCACAAUUCAAGCUAAAAUUGCCGAAUCGACUUUAAAACAUUUUAAACAUUUUUGUUUCUCUCGACAGUUUUCUGUUUUUUCAUUGUCGAGCCCAUUCAUCCAUUAUCUGACCGUGGUGUUAGUGGUAGAAUCACCAAGUUUCAAAUGCGCAUUUUUUUAGUCGACUGCUGAUUUUUUAUUUUUUUCUUAACAUUCUCAUUUGUAAUUUUCAUGUAAUUUUACAUUUCGGCGGAAAUUAUCCAAAACACCACCAAAUCUCUGAUCAGUCAACCCAUUUUACAUUUUAUUUUUUUAGAUCAGAUUUAUUCUUUUUUGUUUCUUUGGAUUUAUUUUCAAAUUAAUCGGAUUUAAUAACACUUUAAUUUUUAUAAACUGGAUCUUCCAAUUUUGAUCACCACUCAACUGUAUCUAUGAUCAUCUCAUAAAAACUGUCUAACACUUUAGAUUUUCAACUCAUCUACUCGAAAAAAAAUCGGAUUUCCCAUUAAGAUAUUUUAUUCGCUGUUGUAAAGUUGAAUUGUAGGAGAAAACUUCCCAUUUGUGAUUGGAUCGUUGGAUUAGUGGUGGAAAUAGUUUAUCACAGGCAGAAGAAUAAAUUAUUAAACUGACUGGUAUUGAUAUUGAAUAAUUUAUUUGCAAUGUUUAUCGAGGAGAGUUUGUCAUUUGAGAACUUUUCUUCCUCGGGUUUGCGCGGCUCAACCAAUUACUACGACGUUCAGUACGAUGAUCGAGUCUUGCCUCAGGGAGAGUUGGAGGAGAAUAUCCCCGAAUUCCCCUUUUCUGAGGAAACACAACGCCGUCUGUCAACUGAUACCUUUGCAAUCACUAAUGAUCUACAUGAUCACGCCGUUCUGCACAACGAUCAUACCGCAUUACUUGAUACCAUAUUACAAGAUACGCUUUUGCAAGAUCACAAGAGGAUGGAUAAUGCUGUGAUUGAGAAGAAUAUGAUGGAUAAGGAGAAACCUUUGAAGAAUGGUUUUGAGCUUGCUAGUAGGCAGCUGACUAACAGACAACACGUCAGUAACAGGCAAAAUGCCAAUAACAAGCAACAGUUGAAUAAUAGGCAAACUGCUGGUAACAGGCAGCAGUCCAAUAACAAGAAUCAGUAUUCUGUCAAACAACAUUCGACAAAGAAAUCUGAGUUGAAUAACCGUCAACUCAAUGGAACUCAAGUGACAAAUGCACAUCCUAAUAAUGGUCAACUGAGUAAUAGGCAGCAAUUAACAAAGAGACGCCAGUUGCACAAUGGCCACCAUUUGCGUCCAAGAACCGAGGAUCAGUUGCGUAUUGGCAAGGAUUACUUUGACGAUUUGUCAGAUUACCUGAAUUUGGAGGAUGAGGUUCCUGAGGUGAAGAAGAAUCCCGUUCUUGAGCAGAAUCUAAAGUGCAAAAUUGACGAAGAUGCACUGAUUGACAUUUUCAAGAAAAACGGGGCGAAGUGUGAAUCUAAGUCAGAGAUGGCGAAGAUUCUUGCGAAGGCUAAGAAGAAGUACGUCUGGGCUCCUGGAUUCUGCCUACAACUUGGCUCCAAGGGCCGGAAAAUCAUGCUCCAGCUUUUGCGCAUGGCCUACAAAACCAACAAGAAGAACAAGCGCGUUUUCCAGUGCAAAAAUCCGCCCACAACCAUCUCAAAUUUGCCAUUUUUCAAGAUUAACAUGCUCUGGGAACUUGCGUACGACAUGGGUGUUUUCGACGAGGCUCUCCUCAUUCACGAGUUUUUCGGGAAUGUCAAGCGUACUAACAAGCCCAGCCCGUCACUUUAUGGUGAAUUCCAAGUCACGUUCAACAAUAAAAAACCUGAUCCCAUGAAAUAUCCACUCCCAAAUCCACAAAUCAAUAACAUUCCACGGAAUGGAUACGUUUAUGACGGAUUCGGUGGUUUUAACGACAGCUAUAACGAUCCUUAUGUUCAAGAUCACAUUCCCAUCUCAUUUGCACACUCAGCGGAGUUUGUGGGCGGGGAUAACGGGAUGGUCCCAGACUCAAAUGAUCUCUCAAACAUAAUCUCAAGAGAAGAGUUCAUCUCAACAAUCAGUGAGACCUACACUCGCUCACUCGCAAUGAACGCCAACAACCAAUUCCUACACGAUGACAACACCACACAAUUCGUUCAAAGAAUUGAUCCGUUGAAUGUACAUUUUCGUCUGGGAGACCCACAGUUGAAUUCAGUCCAUGAGUUCGUUACCAAUAACGCGAUGGAAGAUCACCCAGUGAGGGUUGAGAAGAGGAGGUACAGGAAUGGCUUAAAACACGACACGCACAUUUCAACCUCGCCAAGCUCACUCUCGACAGACGUGCCCUCAGUCACAGAGGACCAGAUCAACGACGACGAGAUCUAUCUCCACCACUCAUUCGAGUAACUGCCCCACUGAAUAACAUUGAGUUGAACCAAAGAGACUAUUUUACUAUACUGUUGUUGCCUGAUGUGGCCCUGAUCACCUGACUCCGUGACUAGGCUCAUCUGCAACCGCCAACCUGUUUAUCACAACCUUACUUGUUGGUUUUGGAUUUUGUUGUACUUUUCUUUUGUCGUUGUUGUUUAACACAUUUAACUUUUCAUUUUUCCA
This is a messenger RNA of Theileria parva strain Muguga, 2857 nucleotides long. RefSeq lists its product as uncharacterized. Lineage: Eukaryota; Apicomplexa; Aconoidasida; Piroplasmida; Theileriidae. The record is from RefSeq and is a predicted model, not a curated record. The transcript has 3 exons. Bases 926 to 2650 code for a protein of 574 amino acids.